Phodopus roborovskii (desert hamster) is the source of this 1213-nucleotide messenger RNA. It is a transcript of the gene Yipf1, whose product is annotated as Yip1 domain family member 1. Gene Ontology annotation, molecular function: small GTPase binding. Lineage: Eukaryota; Metazoa; Chordata; Mammalia; Rodentia; Cricetidae. Gene Ontology annotation, cellular component: Golgi apparatus; membrane. The record is from RefSeq and is a predicted model, not a curated record. Bases 50 to 970 code for a protein of 306 amino acids. The transcript has 9 exons. Gene Ontology annotation, biological process: vesicle-mediated transport.
ACCCCAGACAGUUUUCUUCCUCCUCCUUGGGGAAGGAGCCUCUGACUGAAUGGCAGCUGCAGAUGACUUGCAGUUUGAAGAAUUUGGCGAUGGAGCCACUUUGCUAGCAGCAAACCCAGAUGCUACCACAAUAAACAUCGAGGACACUGGUGAGACUUCCAAACACCAACCCAGACCCCGAGGAAGCUCGGGGAGAGAAGAGGAUGAGGAGCUGCUGGGAAACAACGACUCUGACGAGACUGAGUUACUUGCUGGCCAGAAGAAAAGCUCUCCGUUCUGGACAUUUGAAUACUAUCAGACAUUCUUUGAUGUGGACACUCACCAGGUCUUUGACAGAAUAAAAGGGUCUCUACUGCCCGUGCCUGGGAAGAACUUCGUGAGGCUGUAUGUCCGCAGCAACCCAGAUCUCUAUGGCCCCUUUUGGAUAUGUGCCACCUUGGUCUUUGCCAUAGCAAUUAGUGGGAACCUUUCCAACUUCUUAAUCCAUCUGGGAGAGAAGACAUACCAUUAUGUGCCCGAGUUCCAGAAAGUGUCCAUAGCGGCUACCAUCAUCUAUGCUUAUGCCUGGCUCGUGCCUCUGGCUCUCUGGGGCUUCCUCAUGUGGAGAAACAGCAAAGUGAUGAACAUCGUUUCCUAUUCUUUUCUGGAGAUUGUGUGUGUUUACGGCUACUCGCUCUUCAUCUAUAUCCCCACAGCAGUACUGUGGAUCAUUCCCCAGAGAGUUGUUCGUUGGGUCCUAGUCAUGAUUGCCCUGGGCAUCUCAGGGUCUGUGCUAGCAAUGACAUUUUGGCCAGCUGUUCGAGAGGAUAACCGGCGUGUGGCCUUGGCUACCAUUGUGACAAUCGUGUUGCUUCAUGUGCUGCUGUCUGUGGGCUGCUUGGCUUACUUCUUUGAUGCCCCAGAGAUGGACCAUCUCCCAACAACUACAGCCACUCCCAACCAGACAGUUGUAGCAGCCAAAUCCAGCUAACAGGGAAAGCAACUUUCCUCUUGUGUGUUCCUUCAUGUUUGGUGGUAUGUGGCUCAUCUGGACACAACGUCCACCGCCAGAAAGCAGGACGGGCCAUGUCAGCGGGAAACUCAUUGCACUGAAGCCUCGUCACCUACUUAACAAGAAUUAAGUGUUGGUCUGGGGUGUCAGUCACACGAUAGAACCUGGUGUAUGUGAGACCCUGAAAGUCCAGCCCCGGAAAUAAAACGCAGUGGCGUCCCA